AUGACUUCCAAACAUUUGUACAAACAAUAUUUGCGAUUGGUCUCAAAAUGGCCGAAAGACACAAAUAAAGCGCCGCAACGAGAUUUCGCCAAUUUUUUGAGCAAAGAAGUUGAGGCACAAUUUCAAACACCCGCUCUGGAUAAUGUACUUUGUGAAAAACGAUUGAAUGGUAAUCAUUUUCUCAAAAAAAACCUUUAAAAAUUUAUUUUCAGCCCUGGAUCAAUUAUUGAAUAAUGAGGUGCUGAAAAAGUAUCCACACAACUAUUCUUCUGGAGUUUUCGGAUUGCGAUUAGAAGUUUUGCAAAAAGCAAGCAGCGAGGAGAGUCGUAAACAAAUGGGCUUGAAACCGAAAGAGGGAAUUAUUAAAAAAGUUUGGUCGAGCGUGUUUUCGAAAACGAAAAAGGAUUAAUUAUAUUUUUUCAUAAUUAGACAUUUGUAGUUAUUUAUUUUUUGAAUGAAGAAUCUAGCGCUAAGGUUCAAAAAAGUUAGGAGAAUGAAGUUUUUUCACUGAAUUUCACUGAAAAAAAAUUCGAAUUCGAAUUUUAUGAAAAAUAUUUGACACAUCUUAUCUGUGUGUUACAGUACCCAAUCUACACGAGAUAUUUUUAUUUAUUUGUGUGAACCUUUUAAAAACUACGGUUUGCGAAAAAUAUUUUUAUUUAUUUUCUCGCAAACAAAAACCAAAAAUCGAGAGAUUUGUUUAUGAAAUUGUUCGUCAUUGUUUAUUUGAUUCGAUUUCGAAAUUUAAACUUUUUCCUAGGAUUUCAUUUUUUUUUCCUUUAACACUUAUUCAUAAACCAUAUUUAUUAUUAUAAAUAUAAUAAAUACGCAUAGGAAAAAAUGACUGAAGGCGCCCUCAAUUUGCCUCUCUCUUGUCUCUUUUUCUUCCCUUCUCCCUCUCUCCAUCCAACAUGUUUUCUUUUAUCGAUUUUUUGUCCAUUUCUAAAUAUUUUUCUGUUGCGCGUUGUACUUUUCUCUCCAGUGUUUUCUUGAAAUUAUUUAUUUAUUUAUUUUUGUUUAUUUAUUAAUUGCUCAAAAAUCAAGAUAGUGUUUCAGACUGAUCUGAUGUCUAAAUUGGAAUGGGUGCGCGUGUCAAACGCCACCCAGGAUCCACAAACCAAAUCGUCAGUAGCACAAGAUCAAGUGGUGAAAAUCGUGGGCGAUGAUGGUGAUUGGUAUCAUAUUCAAACGAUUGAAGGAAGUUCGGGAAGAGUUCCAAAAGUUCUCACUUUGCCCAUAGCUGAUCCAAUUCGACAACCAGGACAGUUUAUUUAUUGUUCGACAGAUUCUUAUACUUCUGUGAGAUCGGAUGAUUUAUCUUUUGGACCCUUUUCACUUUUCGGUAAGUCUUUGUUUGAAUUCUGAUUCUUUUACUAGCUUCCUUUUUUGUCGGAUCAAAAUAUACUAAAAUUUACAUUUAAAAAAUUCAAUUUUUUCACGUUUUCACGUGAAAAUAACACAUUGUUCAUUUCCAAAAUCAUCAUUAUUAUUUUCAGUCGCCUCCCCAUCAAAACGUCACGAAGGAUACCUCGAAGGUUAUCUUGUCACUGACAAUGGCUCACAAUUAGGAGGCCCUGGCCUGCUUCCUGAUGGAUAUUUAGUGCAGCUUCCGAAUUCAUCGGAUAGACAAGUUGAGAGUUCUACACCCAGUUCGACCUCUUUCGGAAUGACUCCCUCAUUUACCACCGAUUUUGCUGAAGUUGAUGUGAAGUUUCGGAAUUUGCCUCCACCGUCAGCUGCAGCUACGUCGAAUUAUAGCGUUUCGCCGUACGCGAGAGCGAUUUAUGAUUUUCAGUGGGUUUUUUUUAUUCUCCGGAAACCUAGAAAUUUUGUUUUGUUUUUAGGGGCGAAUUUGCGAAUGAAUUGACAUUCAAAGCUGAUGAGAUCAUCACUUUAAUCCGAAGAAUUGAUGCAGAAUGGCUUGAAGGAACUGUUGAUACAGGAAGAACUGGAAUAUUUCCAGCAUCUUUCGUGCAAAUUAUUGUUGCUCUCCCAGAAGACGAAGAAUCCGAGUCGAUAAAAAGACGGAGCACUGCAACAGCCAACGAGAAUGAUGGAAUUGGCUUCGCUAAUGUUCGACACGCUUUUAAAGGUCGACAAUCGGAUGAAUUGGAUGUGCAAGCUGGUGAUACUGUAAGAGUUCUACGAAUGGUGAAUGAUGAAUGGGUAAUGUGCAAAGAUCCGGAUAGUGAAAGAACUGGAAUUGUGCCACUGGGUUUUCUUGAAAUUUAUCUUGACGAUGAAGAUGAUGAGGAGAACGCGGCGAAGAUUCGAGCAAAUUCCACUGCUGGAUCAUCAUUUGUCGCGCCAACUAGUAGUUUUGCUGAUUGGCGAACUUCGACGAGGAUUGAUAGUAUCCCUGAUAAUGUGUCAAUGAAAUCGAAUUCCACGAGUAAUUGGGCGACCUUUGGAGCAGAUGAUUGGAUGGCUGGACCUGCACCAAAAGCUACUGCACCUGCAAGACCUCCACCGCCAAAAAUCACAUCACCGAAUGAUGUUGUUUCGGUGACUGAGAUGUUUGGGAUGACUGAAAGACAGGCGCCACCUAGACCAACUGCACCGAGUUCGAUGUUUAGUCAAACGAAUGAUUUUAUGAUGGGAAUUGAAAGUGCAACCGCAGGUGCUGCUAGUAAUGAAGACAAAAGAUUAAAGAUUUUGGAAGAACUUAUUAGCUCGGAACUUCAAUUCAUCACAGAUAUCAAUUCAUACACUGAAGCUGUCGAAGGAAGCUCUUUACUCAGUGCAAAACAAAAAGUGGUUAUGAAAAAUGGUUGCGCACAAAUCGUCCAACUCUCAGCCAACUUGGUUCAAUUUCUUACCAAUGAGCAGAGUAAUUUUUCUUUUUUAUAAUCCAUUCGUUUUUUUUUCAAAUUAUUUUUUCUAGUUAAACCAAGCGAUGCUCAACAAAUUGGUGGAUGCUUUUUACAAUUGCGAAAACCGUUUGCACAAACUUACGGGUAUUAUUUUAGGAAUAUUGAGCAUAUCAAUCAAUUGUUGACUUCGGCGGUUAGUUUCUUGCAUUUAGUUAGAAAUGAGCACAAAAAUAAAAAUUCAAAAUUCUCGGUCACGUUUCCACGUGAAAAAUAGUUAUUUAUCAUUUUCAAAAUGUUUAAUUUCAGAAAACCGAAAAAACCAUGGAAGACGCUUUGAAUGACGUCGUCCGUCGAAUGCGUGAAUCUGGAGCUGGUGUAAUUGAUGGUGCAACAGCAGUCGGUCGACCUGUCCAAAGAUGCCUCAAAUAUCCGCUAUUUUUGAACGAGAUUGUCAAAGUUACACCGCUGAAUCAUGUGGAUCAUCCAAAAUUGUUGGAAGCGGUCAAAUCGAUGUCGAAUUUGGGGCAAAAAAUGAAUGAAUCGAAAAGGAGGAAGGAAUUGAGUGAGUUGUUGAGAAAAUACAAAAAAAGUUUUGUAGUUUUUUUCGGACGAAGCUGCGCCCCUUUUUCCUAUGAAAAAAUAGCAUGACUCAUAUUAUAUUAUUUUAUUUUAGCACGAAAAUACAUGACUAAAAACAGAAAUUAAUUUUUUUAAAAGUUUUUCUAGUUGAUUUUCACCUGUUGGCCCCAGUAUCUUAAUCAAAAACAGCUUUGCUAAAUUCUGAGGUGCAAAAAUUUCUGACCGACUCUGUAAGAUUAUAACUAGCUUCGUUGUAGUCAACUAAAAAUUUUCCACAUCAUAACUCGUAUUCAAAGUUGAGCUAAUAAAUUUUUGGCGGGACUUUGAUCAGCGGGUUAAAAUGUACUAGGAAACAUAGUUCACUUCAAUAAAUUGUGACUACAAAAAUACUAUGACUCAUUUUAUAUUGUUCCAUUUUAGCACGAAAAUAUAUGGCUGAAGACCGUCAAACUUUCGGGGAAAUGUUAUCAAAAAUGACUUUUCAUUCGCUGAAAAAGAAAUCGAAUCGAUUCACUUAUCGAAUGGGUUCAUCACUUGGUGUUGUGAAAGUUCUGAGAGAUGUCGAGUUCGAUCAACUCGUUUGUGAAUUGGAUAGCGCUGAAAGACGACUGGUUCGAUUCAAUUAUAUGUUGGUUAUUUAUUGGAAAAAGAUGUUUCAUGAAACUCGAGUGCUAAUUAAUAAACGACUAAUUGAACCGAGGAAAAAGGCAUUGAGUAGUGCAGAUAUCGAUAAUCAAUGUUAUGGUUUCAAUGAGGCGGUUAAGGAUUUUGUAGGCAAAAUUAAACUACGUGUUAGAGAUGAGAUUGUGAAAGCGUUGCGUGGAAUUCCGAAAAGAUUAAUCAAAAAACGAAAUGAUAAAUUGAUGGAUUAUGAAGCGGCGAAAUCGAAUCAUCGAGGAAAUGGGAAACGAGAUUUUGUGGAAAUCCAAAAGGAUUAUGAAGCAUUGAAUGCACAGGUGAAACAAGAACUACCCAAAAGUGUUGAUCAAUUGACAAAAGUGUUGGCUGAAGCGAUGAAAACUGUGAUAAGCGAAGAUACGAGUUUGAUGACUGCGUUGAAAAAACACUUCGAUUCUUUGAAAUCAAUAUCUGCCGCAGAUCCGAAUGCACAAACCAAGCAACUUGUUCUAUCAAAUACUAUUUGUUUUGUUUCACAUUAUGAUCCAGAUCGGUUGAAGCCUCUUCAAAAAAUUGCUAAUAAAAGUGCGCAAUCAAACAGAAUUCGAGCGAGAUCUGCUUCUCCGAAUUCCUCUGCGACUACUUCUGCAAAUCCAUCAUCCAAUGGAGUCAAUAAUAAACCCAGUCAUAAAAUUGUGCCAAUUGAUGAUGCUUGGAAAUCUCCUUCUGCUGCUCCUGUUCCUGCUAAACAAGAUGCGGCUCCGAAAUUCCGUGCACAAACUGCUGAGGAGCGCAAAACUAUUCUGGAAAAAGCUACGGCGAAGGGAAGACUCGGUGAUAUGUUCGUUGCCACGUCACAUUAUCCACAUGACCCCGGAAUGCAAAAAAUCGCCCUAGCCGAAGGAAAACUAUUGAUUGUUCGACAAAAUGAUCUCGUUUUGGCUGUAAAUCGUGAAGUUCCAAGUAUGUGGCUCUGUUAUAAUGGAUAUUAUAAUGCGAUGUUGCCUAGUAAUGUAUUGAAGCCUUAUAAACAACAACAAAGUCAAAUUGAAACAGGAUUCGAUGUGGCGAAAUCGAUUCGACCUGCUAGUGUACCUGCAAAAAGUCAGAAUCUUCUAGACUUGGAAGAUGUUUUUGGUGGAGUCGCGCCGAUUCAACCAACACCUUUGAACCAACCGCCACCAACUAAUAUCCCAGUUAGCAAUUCGUUUGUUGUUGAUUGGAAUGUGGCUGCACAAUCUUUGCCUCUGGCCCCAGUUCUUCAGCCGCAGGCACCUCCCACACAAUUUCCAACUCAGUUUCCCACCCAGUUUACAUCACAAGGCCCAAAAGUGGAAACUCCUCUUGCUGGCGCUAAUUAUAAUUUGGAUGAAACUGAUCUAUUUUCUGGCGUGGCUUCUGUUGAUUGGGGAUCGAAAGCAAGAACUCCAUCGGCUCCCAAUAUUUAUGCAAACACUGGCGAUUCCUCUUGGGCAAGUUUCAAUGUUGAUUCGCUGCCACCAACUGCACCACCGCCUUUGCCAGUUUAUACGAAUCCGCCACCAGCGACUAGUAAUUUUGAUGAUGUUUUUGCUACACUUCCACCAACGACUUCGAUUGCACAGCGGUGAGUUUUUUUCGAAAAAUUAUUCAACUUCAUAAAUGUCGAGGUUCAAAAAAAUGCACCGAAAAUACUUGUAAAAAAUCCAAAAUUUUUGUUCCGGAAAAAUUACGUUUCAAAAAUUAUUCGAAAAAAAAUUAAUGUGCAAAAUUUUUUAAUGUGUAGUUACAUUUUUUUAAACAAACACAAAACACGGAUUAAUGAAUAGCCACGUGUUAUUUUGAAUUUUGAAACUGUAGAAAAAUAAUUUAACCAUUUUUCAAAGACCCAACUUAGUUUGCCCAGUUUCGGCUGUUUUUUUAUCACACGAUUUUUUUUUCAAUUGUUUUCCGAAACGUAACUUUUCCGGGAAAAUUUAUUUUGGAAAAUAUCGAUUUUCUCAGAGUUGUUCGGUGUGACUGAGUCUUGCAGAUCGCCUAAAUUUAACAUUCGAUGUCUAGAAAGUUUAGAAAUCCUGAAUUUCCAGACUUUAUAGCUUUUUUCCGAUUUCCCGAUUUCAAAUAUCAAAUUUCCGACACAGCUCUAAUAAUUAUGAUAAUUUUGCAGUUCUUCAUCGGCGGCUGCUAAUGCAUGGCCAAUGAACACUUCUUCCUCAAUGGUUCAACGCGCUGAAUCACCUCAACCACUUAUCCCAUCUCGUCCGAUGCCCAACACCAAAACUACCAGCAACGUCUAUCCGCAACUCAAUUCCGCUUAUGAUCUUCCACCAGUUGCCGAGCAGCCCAAUUAUUCGAAACCUCCGACUUAUUCUCAACCACCUUCUUAUUCACAACCACCAAGUUAUGACGUGGUGCCAACAACAUCUUCAUUUUCUAAUGCGACAGCAGCAUUUUACGAUGCUCCGCCAGCGCAAACUAGUUUCGCGACUUCUGCGGCCAAGAAUACUUAUGAUCAACCACCUGGUGAGAAUGGAUCUUCUUCGGCGAUUAGACCUGUGGUGAGUUAUGACGUGGCACUUGGAUUUGGGGUUUUCAAAUAUUUCUUAAAAAGUUAGCUCCACAAAUUUACGAAUGAAAAUUUGACGCUAAAUUUUUCUUUGAAACGUAAUUAUUAGAAAACAUUUCCCAUAAUUUUCAAUUUUAUUUUCAUUGAAAAAAGUCACCAAACGUAUUCUUGAGAAUUUGUUUUUUCCAAAACAUUCAGAAUUUGAAAUAUCUAAAGCUAUGAUGUGGCAAAAUCCAAAUAAUUGUGUUCCUUUUCCAGCUCUGCGAAGUUCGAGUUGAUUACGAUUUCGUGCCACAAGGUUCCAAUCAAGUUGAUGUAAAUGAGGGUGAAAAAGUUGGUGUUCUACAAAGAACCGAUGAUGAUGGAAAUCCUGAAUGGCUUCUUGUCAAACGAGAUAAUGGAAAAGUUGGAUAUGUUCCAGCCGCAUAUUGUAGACCUAUUUAG
Messenger RNA from Caenorhabditis angaria, 6999 nucleotides. NCBI's taxonomy places the organism in Eukaryota, Metazoa, Nematoda, Chromadorea, Rhabditida, Rhabditidae. The record is from the annotation of a GenBank genome assembly.